Mytilus trossulus (common blue mussel) is the source of this 760-nucleotide messenger RNA. Its product is annotated as mediator of RNA polymerase II transcription subunit 20-like. The record is from RefSeq and is a predicted model, not a curated record. Gene Ontology annotation, cellular component: mediator complex. Gene Ontology annotation, molecular function: transcription coactivator activity. Bases 37 to 678 code for a protein of 213 amino acids. The transcript has 4 exons. Gene Ontology annotation, biological process: regulation of transcription by RNA polymerase II. Lineage: Eukaryota; Metazoa; Mollusca; Bivalvia; Mytilida; Mytilidae.
AUCAAGUUAUGUCCCUUUUGGUACAAAAACAUUGAAAUGGGAGUUGUGUGUAUUUUUAGCUAUGCUGUGCCUGAGGGUAAGAGUGGACAACAAGCAGUUGAUAUGUUACAGAAAAAUGUCGAGUUACUAGGAGCUACAAGAUCUGGAAACUUUUGUGUUGAUUGUGAAACUUACCAGUCAAAUUCACAGAAUAUUUCACAAAGACUUAUUCACAUUUUACACAACAGUGAGCACCCUGCCUCAUGUUUUGCUGCACUGGACACUGGGACAAUUCUUGUGUCAGAUUUAUUGUUUGAUGUUCUCAUGUCAAAGUUAACACUUGCCAAGACAGGACGAGAGAGUUUCUACCAACAGAGAAAGGGAUUUAGGAUUGAAAGCAGAGGGCAGAGAUAUGAGUUAUGGGAUUUUGUCAUCAAAAUAGGAUCUGUCUCUCUUGCAUCAAACUUUAAGGGAAUUUUGGUAGAGGUAGAGUACUGUCCAUGUGUAGUAGCUAGUGAUUGUUGGAAUCUGAUCAAAGAAAUGGCACAAAGCAUUGUGGGAAAUGUAGCAGACAAUCCACCCAUGUACAUCAAAAAUAAAACAGAUCCUGUAUACUCCCCAUCUGACACCGUUAACCAGUAUCUAGAACAUUUUAAUAACUUCAGGAAAACAGCCCCACAAGGACAGCCAAGUAGAUGAACCUAACUUAACAUACAUAAUUUUAUACAGUCAUAUCAGAUAUGAGUGCUGCUCUCAGAAUAUAAAGUGUAUGUGAAACUGA